AUGUUUUGCUGUGGAAGCCCUGAUGUUUCCGACUUCGAGCGCCGCAAGAGAGCCAGGUAUCGCGAUACUGAGCACUCAUCCUCGGACUCCAGCGAUGCCGGGGCCUUCCUCAUCUCCAAUGUCAAGUUUCGUGUUGGCGCCCCGCCCCCGCAACCCCUUCCGGUCUUCAACGGGUGGAGCACCGCCUGCACCUUGGUCCAGGAGGCUCUCGGCACCUCUCUACAAGGCCAGGCUGAGAUCAUUGCCAAAGCCGAAGGCGUUGAGCCUUUGAGUGUCGAGCUCGUUGGGCGUUUCGUUACGGAGUCUGACAGCUGCCGUCCUACCAUUCUGAUCGUGGCAAAGUGGAGCGAGGCGUCGCCCCCAAUCUGGGAAAAGAUUGUGAGAAACACGAAGAAAUUCGUCGACUUGUCGACACGCGACGGAGACCUCGAAGACAUAGUGAUCAGUGUCGAAAUGAUCGCCGAGGAGCUCACUCUCACAAAAAACCCUCUCACGGUCUAUAUCUCGGUAGACUACGAAUCCGAGGAGAGCAAAUGGCCCCCUGUCGUGGGUGAAAUCCAACAGCUUCUCAACGGCUAUGGCCACAACCUCUACCUUGCCAAGAAUGACAAGAACGAGCCGGUCCCCCUCGAUCCGGUCAAAGACUCGGACCUCUGGAAGGUUGAUCUCAAGGGGAUGGGCCCGAAUCUUGCCUCGGAGAAGGCGGAAGUUGAGCACCCGACACGCGCAAAGCAUUGCUUCGCCGUCCAAGUCUUGACAGAGGAGAUCGAGAAGAAUCCCAAUGACCCUGAUACACCCAAAUCCGCCGAGCACUUGAAUAAUAUCAAGGGAUUUUUCGAUAACAAUGAGCAACACCUCGGUAGCAUCUACUGCGCAUCGGGGUACACUCACAGAACAGCGAAUGACGGGCGUCUGGACUGGGCCCUGAUCAAGCCUACCGGCGCCGGUGUCGCUCGAAUCGGGAAGAAUCCCCUUCCUACCCGUGCAGACUGGCACAAGAAAUGGUAUAUUACAAGCAAGCCAAGGGCCAGGGGAGUUCUCAAGCAGCCACCGAACCGCAGCCUUCGAUCUAUCCCGAAUGGGGACCCGAUCUUCAAGCUUGGCACUACCACGGGCGCCACAGGGGGCGUAUUUUCAUGGCUCAAGCCCAAAGUGAACUUCGCAGAGGACGCGCACGUCCAAGCCUAUAUGGAUGCUCGGCAUCGGCCAUAUCUUUCCAAUGAGUUCCUGUACAUCGGUUACCCGAACCCAGCCGAGCAUUGGCUUGCCAAAAAGGGUGACUCGGGGUCCGUGGUAUUUGACACCGACGGAAGAGCAGUUGGGCUGUUGUCUAGAGGACACAUGGCUCAGCAGGCGGCGAGCUCGCCUCCAUAUAUCACCCCCCCCCAUCGAGGAUGUCUUUGA
Messenger RNA from Lasiosphaeria miniovina, 1404 nucleotides. RefSeq lists its product as uncharacterized. The coding region runs from base 1 to 1404 and encodes 467 amino acids. The transcript is spliced from 4 exons. The record is from RefSeq and is a predicted model, not a curated record. Lineage: Eukaryota; Fungi; Ascomycota; Sordariomycetes; Sordariales; Lasiosphaeriaceae.